This is a messenger RNA of Etheostoma cragini (Arkansas darter), 1186 nucleotides long. RefSeq names its product cholesterol 25-hydroxylase like 1, tandem duplicate 1 (gene ch25hl1.1). NCBI's taxonomy places the organism in Eukaryota, Metazoa, Chordata, Actinopteri, Perciformes, Percidae. The record is from RefSeq and is a predicted model, not a curated record.
AUGUUAAAAGCGCCUUCACCUUCUUUUUCUCCUGUUGUACUCGCCUUCUCCAGCUGUUUCAUUUUCUGCCUACCUUUUGCUGCGCUUGGCCUCUUGGGAGAAAGAGGGCCUUUAUUCUAUCAGUACAAGCUCCAACCGGACAGGCGGCUAACAAUGGGAAUGACGGCUAAGAGCUUCACGACAGUGCUGUAAAACCACACAUUGUUUGUUUCUCUAAUAAUUGGCAUGUUCAUACUGCCUACACAAAUACUGCCACAGGAUGCUCUCUGUAUGAAGAUUGAUUGAAGUAUUGAUGGACUAGCUGUACUUCUCCUAUUUGACCUAUCUUUUAAUUAUAACUGGCAUUAUAUACAUCACAAGCAUUCACAGCUUUACCCUUGGAUUCUUGCGAUCCACCAUGAACACGUGGUGCCUUUUUCUUGGUCGACAGAGCAGCUCAGCAUCCCAGAACGGAUGACUGUUGGUCCCUGGAACAUCCACAACCCAAUUAUUUUAAAGUGCCACCCACGUUCAGUUUUUGCAAGCAAAGCAAACCCCAAACACUUCCUGUUCUUUCUGUUCUCACAAUAUUAACACAAAGUCUUUCCUUUCAUAUUUUGCUUACAAGUCCCACGGAGGGAUAAUAAGCUUUCAAACAAGAAAACCAAGUACUGUUUGUCAGGCUUUAAUCAAGAGGCCCAGUACAACACAAAGGGAAUAAAAGAUAACCUGUACUUGACAAAGUUCUGAGCCAGUUAACAGGGAAGGAACAGAUGGAAAUACUAAUGCAUGUAACAGCCAGGAGUGAUAAUUAGUAUCAUGUCUUAUGAGUUUGAAUGUGUAUGCUUGACCUUGGAAAUAGCCCUUACAAAGUGUACGGUUGCAUGCAGUGUGCAUACAACAAUAAAGUUGCACCUUAAGCUUUGACCCUCUCACUCAUAUUCUGCAGAAGAGAUUGUUGGUCACAAUAGCCUAAAAACGCUUACCUCAAAACCUGACCGGGCGCAUUAGGACAUCCUGGUAUUUAAGGCAUACUGCAUUGACACAUUUUAUGCAUCAGAACAUACUAUAGCUUUUCUGGUGUACUACUGUAAAUAAUAUGGUACUAUGGGUAUUGUACAGCAGUGUUACUUUUCAUCUCCAUGACAACUGGGCAGCUCCAUCUGCUAAAGAAGGCCAUAAGAUACACAGACCAAGUGGACUUGAU